CCCCCGAGCGCGUCAGCCUCCCUCGCUGCGACCAAAGCCUUCCUCCGAGAUCGCGACUCGAAUGCCUCGCUCUCUUCCGCUGCCGCCGCCGCCGCGCUCCGCACUCAUGCCACCUCGCCCACCCCCGUCGGCGACACCAUCACCAAGCGGAUGGCGCGCAAGGGCUCCGUGUCCUCGCAGGGCAGCGGCAGCCAGCAGGCGCCCGGUCUGCGACGGAAUUCCAGCUCCGGCUCCAUGACCGAGCGCUCCUUUCGCGCCCCAUCGCCGAGCAGGAACAGCCCUGUACCACACACCGCACCGCCAGUCCCCGCCGUGCCAAAGGAGGUGCCGGCAGUCAGCGUGGUGCAUCGGCGCGCGUCGAGCUUAGAGCCGCCUUUUCGCGGGGGCUCGCCUGCUGGAAGGGGCGGCGGAAGGGGCGUCAGCUUAGACCGCGGAGUCGCGCCUACACCUGGCCGAGGACAGCCCCGGUUGACGAGCCUCUCAAAGGUCCCCGAGGAUGAACAAGACGACAGCCCGCGAUCUAUCAACUUUUCGCGCCCUAUAUCGCCCCCGAUGUCACCCUCAAGACCUGUCGCAUCAGCUCGAGGCGCAAAUAGUGGAUGGUUUGGCGCGCCGGUGGUAAAUACCGAGCUGUCCUUCAAGGGAGCCCCUAAAUCGCGCCCGAAGACAUCUGACGGAGUUUCCGGAUUUGACCUCCACAGUGCGCAGCAAGCAGUCCAGAACACUGCAGAUCGACCCGUGACGACCAAGAAGACCCGGGUGGCACAAGGUGUGGAAGGAGCACGGUUAGCAACUGGAGGCAUGCGGGCGAAGCCAUCAGGAUCAGCCGUUCAGUCCAGGCAGUCCCAUGCAACACCACCAGCUCAUGCCCAACGCCCGCGCACGGUUGAUCCGAACUCCCCUUUCGCCGUGUACGACCCUUCCACGCGAACUUUCAUUCAUAAGCAGACUGCGAUGGCCUUGCACAGAGCAAUGAGUGAAGAAGAACUGGCUAGUCCGCCCGAGGCGCAGCAUGUUGCCCCAGUAAGACACCAGGAUACGCCGCGAGAAAGGCACGUAGAGGAAAAGCCCGCCCAAACGCUGCAUGUGACUGAACGGUCCCCAAGCCCACCACGCCAGGCUAUACGAGAAGAGCCUGAAGAACUUGUGGCGGACAACACUGUAGAAGCCGAAGAGACUCCAAAGCGUCCUCCGACACCGCCUAUCUCCGAGCCGCGAUCCGUCGCUGCGCUAGCCAGGCGACCAUCCGAGGAAUUUGCCGAUGCCGACAUUAGACCUCCUAUCGACGCCAACACCAGUCGUAAGUUGGAGACAGCAGUGGUUGAAAAAGACGAGGAAGUGCCGCUGUCGCCGAAGUUUGCUUCCAAUCAGAACAGCCCAUAUCCGCUACUCGGGAAGGCGUCCUCUGCCCAGAGACAGGGCAGUGUUCGCUCAGAAAGAACACAAUCGCUCAGUCCCCCGCGCAAUGCCCAUUUUGCGCCUGUCGCAUUGGAGCUUCGGGAGGGAGUCAAGCAUCAGCCGCCGCCCCGUUCUAUCUCCCCAGCAAAGUCUGCAUUGAAGGCUUCUCCCUCAGUGUCUAGACGGAGCAAUUCACCCCUUGCGAGCGAUGGUCGGGUCCUUAGCAGAGGGGCGCCGAGCGAAGUCUCUGAUGCUGUGUCGGAGGAUGGAUCGAGGAAGAAGAAAAAGAAUGUGCGAGUGAGCUUUGACGAAGAAACGGUCGUUGCUGGUACAUCCGCCUAUGCCGAGGCUGAGACUCCUACAUCCCCCACGGGUCUUGCCGCGUCAAAAUGGAGCUCCGCGAGCGAAGAACAGAAUCUUGGCGACUUUAUGAAACCGCGCCCGGUUCUUCCUUCUUUCGGAAGCAUCCGCGACAAAAACAGACGACCAAGGGAAGGCGAGGUGCCGGAGAAGGUGACCGAAACUGUUUCUUCCUCCUUGUCGACUUCUAUCACAUCGACCUCGGAACCACUGGAACCCUCCAGUGACCAUGCUAUUGGCGGGAUCCUUGCGUAUGAUUUUGCGAACAAGCAGGCAACUCAACCAUCACCGCAAGAGCCGCUUCCACCGGAGGUCACAUCCGUGGAAGGCAGCGGCUAUGUCUCAGACUCUGACCAAAGCGAAGUCUCCGAUCACGAAGUCAUGCAGACGCCGAGCGAAUUCUCGCACAUACUGGAGCCGGCAAGGUUGACACCUGAGCCGGAGCCGAAGACGUUGACUACACCCGUCGAAAGCAAGCCUGCAGCCUCAGAAAUACCUGAGAUUGCUAUUCAACCAGCCAGCCCAAGCCCUGUGGAAAUACCCGAGCCUAAGUUCCAACCAUUCGUUCCCGGCGGCUGGGAAGAAGAGGAAGAAGAGCCGGAGCCAAAACCAGAACCAGGGCCUGAGCCCGAGCCCACGGUAACGAAAGAAAAGCCUGACGAGGAAUCUACUGAUGAUGACAGCAGCAUCUACAGUGACGCCUAUGAAGAUCUGUCAGAAUCAGAAGGAGGAGGUUUUGGUUCUAUCGAUGCGGUAGUCGAGAGCCCUAUAGUCAGCCGUCUUUCUGGCCUGAUGCACUCCAAGCAUGCCGACACGAGCCCGGUAGAGCCGCCGCCAUCAGCACUUCGAAAUGAAUAUGUCAAUGCCGAAACGGUCCAAGCUACCGAGCCUUCGGACGACUGGGACGCAGCACAGCAGCACUGGGGCAGAGUGACCGACUCAAGGAAGCAGCAAACAGAAGCCAGACCGCCUGUUGAAGUAUCUACACGAAAGGUACCCGUGGGCUCUCCGAUAGCGCCUACGAAGCUCAGCACAGAACGCCAAGCACCUGCUCCCGCUGUGACGAAAGCUCCCAAGCCGUCUCAACCAGCACCAUCAUCGCAAACCCCCGCCCAACCACGCAAAUCAGCUAUGAAAAAGACUGUGAAGGCGGCGCAAUCAUCGGCGGCAUCUGAGCCCCAUAUGAAGAAAGCUAUGAGAGGUAGCCCGUCCUCGGACGGCGCACCAUCUUCCGCCACUCGGAUGAAGAAGAGCCUACGUGAUACUGCUCCUGCGGCAGCUGCCCCUUCGACGGAGCCGCAUUUGCGAAAGACAAUGCGUACUGUUGACCUUGCUGGCGCGAGUAAAGCUUCAUCUGGAUUGGCUGCGUCCCGUCAUAGCAUGCCCCUAAUGGAAACUAAGCCACGAGGCGCUCUGCAAAAGAAGCAUAUACCUGCAGUUGUCGCUACCAGUGCAUCCAAGCCUCGACCUCAGAGCGCAUCGGGUCUCAUCCUCAGCAAGCCGAUCGCCCCUGCACAUACCUACGAUAGCGAUUCUGACGCCUCUGCCAGUAGCUUCCAGCGUCAACGGCCACGAGGUGCCCGAAAGGAGGGUGGUCGAUACACUAUGCGUGGCUCAAUGAGGUCAGGUCCUGCGCCAACAAUGAGACCGGCUCCGACAAUGCGGCCAAUCUCUCCUCCACAGGCCAUAUCACCCCCGCCAACUCUCCGAAAGUCUAUGCGUCCAUCUUCGCCGAUUGUUGAGCGUCCGACUAGCCCAGGGCUAAGCGCGUCCAAAUUCAGCAUCAGGUCGUUGUCUCCUGUGCGUAGAUUCAGACCCGUAAAGACAACAGCAGCGGAGGCGCCUCCUCAACCUUCUCAGGCGUCGCCUCCCAAGACGAAGGCGGCAAAUAUUCCUACAUUCGGCAAGAAACAAAAGUCUAAGGCUGCGCCAGCAGAGACUUCCAAACCACGCUUCACGAGCCGUUUUGGAGAUUCCAGCGACGAGGAAGAGCAGGACCGCCCGCGACGGUUCCAGAGCCGCUUCGCCGAUUCGGAUGACGAGAAUGAGGACUUCGAGUUGCCCUCCGGCCUGACUCCCGUUCGCGGUAUACCAAAGAAACCCGGCGAGGAAGACCGCGAGUCGACCGACCUAGAAGAUGAGGCCAGCGACACCGAGCCCACACCACCCUCAGAGGCGAACAACGUCGACAAGCGGAAAGCUGCGGUCCCGAAUGGAGCCACCAAUGGUCAAAGUUCAAACUUCGUUGCAGGAUCGCUACGCAAGAGCAAGCACGCUACGGAGCUGCCCACAGUUGAAGCGGGCAAGAAGGCCAAGACGAAACGAGGGUUCUUUGGUUUAGGCAAGAAGAAAGCUUCAGCUUCGUAUCUUGACGAGGCCGAAGCGGAUUCUCGCAAUGGUGCUGCUACUGAUAUACCAAUGCCACCGGAGCAUCAGAAUCGUGACCGCAAUCGGCCCUUGACGCCCAUUGGUGAAGACAAAGAUAUCGAGACCGGUGAGGCGCCGACCCGUUCUCCAAAACUUCAACGUCGGUCUGGUACCCCGCAAUGGGGCCGCUCUACUUCCGACUCCUGGCCGCUUCCUCAACCGCCAAAGAUUGGCGAGGAGCCGCGACCCCAGAGCUCCGAUGGCGUUUCGCACCGCAGAACUUCGCUUCGCCCGUUACUUACGAAGAGGUUUUCGUCCCAAUCAGAGGCCAGAACGGCCGUCGAUCCGAAGACCGGCAAAGAGGUCGUUAUCGGACGCACGGGCAAGAAGAAGAAGUUCCAAGGGCUGAGGCGUGUCUUUGGACUCAAUGAUUAA
Molecule: messenger RNA, 4560 nt
Organism: Trematosphaeria pertusa
Lineage: Eukaryota; Fungi; Ascomycota; Dothideomycetes; Pleosporales; Trematosphaeriaceae
Exons: 2
Source: RefSeq, a predicted model, not a curated record